This is a messenger RNA of Oenanthe melanoleuca, 1860 nucleotides long. RefSeq names its product XK related 9 (gene XKR9). The record is from RefSeq and is a predicted model, not a curated record. NCBI's taxonomy places the organism in Eukaryota, Metazoa, Chordata, Aves, Passeriformes, Muscicapidae. The transcript is spliced from 4 exons. Gene Ontology annotation, cellular component: plasma membrane. Gene Ontology annotation, biological process: apoptotic process involved in development; engulfment of apoptotic cell; phosphatidylserine exposure on apoptotic cell surface. The coding region runs from base 353 to 1516 and encodes 387 amino acids.
UUUCCUUGGAUUGCAAGUCUUAUAAAGGUAUGGAUGGAAAUCGAUGAAUAUUGAAACCUACAGUUUUGGAAGUGAAAAAAACCUCUAUCCAUGGCCAGUAUUAAGGAAUCAGUAAUGAAGAAUGACCCCAUCAAUUAAAAAGACAAUUUACGUUUUCCAGAAUAGAUGUGUAUUUUAGGAGUUAAUUUAAUAUUUAAAUCAAGAGCAUGGGAAAAAGCAACUCUCUUUGCCAUAAUAAAAAUGGAUAACCCAACUUUCCUUUGUAUGAAGCAAUAUGAACAGGUGAUAUUGUCAGGAAAAAGACUCCAUUGUAGGAAAGCAUUUAGAUUCCUUUACAUUUAGUGAGGAGAGAAUGACAGUUGCAGUUUCACACAUGAUGAAAUUUACCAAGCAGAAUUUAUUUUUUUUAGUUAGUGGAAUGAUAAUUUAUGUAGUUGAUAUAGGAGUUGACUUCUGGGUAGCUAGUAGAUAUUUCUGUCAAGGACAAUAUUCUUGGAGUAUAUUGAUACUGUGUUUUAGAGGUCUUUCAUCAAUAAUAACUCAGAUAUUCAGUUAUGAGUGGUUUAAAAACGACUGGGAAGGUACUGAUACUGGGAAGCUGAAAUUGGUUUUUCUAGUUCAUCUCUUUCAUUGUGGAAUUUUUAUAAGGUAUUGGUUUGCUUUGAAAUAUGGUUGUCAAGCUGCAUUUAAACAAACAAGUAGCAGAGGUGCAUCAGAAGCAGACCCUUCCAGCUUCAUUCAAAAACAGGCUAUUGAUGCAGUGACUGAUAUUAACAUGCUCAGGGUGUUCAAGACUUUUCUUGAGACCACACCACAACUUUUUCUUCAGAUUUACAUCCUCUUGGGACAUGGCAAAACUAAUUUCUAUCAAUAUGCUGCCAUUAUUAUGUCUUUUUGUGGUAUCUCCUUAUCAAUGGUUGAUUAUCAGAUAUCACUACGAAAAUCUCUGCCUGACAAAGAUGAAUUUCGUGUGCUUUCCAAGUUCACCUAUCUCUUCUAUAAAUUGCUUACCAUCACUUCUUGGAUGCUCAGUAUUUCACUGAUCACUCUACUAAGUGUCAGAACUUCUGUAUUUCUACUGAUAUUUCUUUGGAUCUGUGGCUUCAUUUGGACUUUGAAACAGCAUACAACAUUUUGCAAGUCUAAGAAGAUGGAAUAUCUGUACAGAACUGUAGUUGGAAUAAUUCUAAUUUUUUCAUUUUUUAACAUAAAGGGGAGAAGAACAAAAGUUUGCAUUUCUAUUUAUUAUGCUACUCACACUGUAGUGACUCUAGGUAUUUUGUUUGUAUAUAUCUUCUGGAAACCUUCCAUUAUCAAAGAAAUAUGUUUUAUAAUUGUAAGCAUCUUAACUAUUUCGAGUCUGGUGUUAGGAAUUAUUUUUCUUGUUGUGUAUUACAGCCAUUUUCAUCCCACUACUUAUUGCACACAUCAGGCAUGUUCAGAUGAAGUUGAUGAAGUGGCAUGGCAAAAAGACAGAAUGGAAACUGGUAGAUUUCAGAAUUUCUUAAUGCAAUGAGCAAUUCAGUGUUUUGAUUGUUUGUUUGUUUGUUUGUUUGUUUGUUUGUUUUUUGUUUAGGUUAUUUUUGUAGCCUUAGAAGCAAAUUCUUGCUGGACAGUGUGUUUGUCAUUAUUACUUAUGUUAUCAUCACUGAGGAGUACAUAGUGGACCAGAGUUUUUUGCUUUGAAUAACUAUUUGUUUUCCAUGAUAUAAAGACUUUGUAACAUGAAAGUUACUUUUGGCAAAGAAAUUAUUGAAUCUGUUCAUCCAACACAAUUCACAGUUUUAGUUUUUUAGCAAUGCAAAUGUAACAUAGGAAAAGCUGAGAGUUAAUUAAAUGAAAUUUAGCAUUAAGCCCCCA